This is a messenger RNA of Schizosaccharomyces octosporus yFS286, 3370 nucleotides long. RefSeq names its product high-affinity import carrier for pyridoxine. The transcript has a single exon. Gene Ontology annotation, biological process: transmembrane transport. Bases 1438 to 2973 code for a protein of 511 amino acids. The record is from RefSeq and is a predicted model, not a curated record. NCBI's taxonomy places the organism in Eukaryota, Fungi, Ascomycota, Schizosaccharomycetes, Schizosaccharomycetales, Schizosaccharomycetaceae. Gene Ontology annotation, molecular function: transmembrane transporter activity.
UAGAAAGGCUCAUAACAAAACUUAUAAUCUAAAGUAUGCGCCUGUUUUCUUGCAAGCAAAUAUCCUUACGUUUUUCCUCCAUUUUUCCUUACAUAGUUUUAUUUACUGUGGUGGUGCUUUAAAGGUCGGAUAUUCCCAAUACACAAAUGAUGAAAUAAGAUGCAUGCAAAAGUUUGCUAGACUAUACGAGGAUUAAGAAGAGGAUAUCCAACUUAUUACGAUGGAAUAACUUUUGAAUUUACUUUACAUAAUUAUUUUAUUUAUCCUAGGUGUUAUUGCAAAGGUGAGUAACCCAAAAAACGGAAAUGCGAAUAGAAUCCAUGAAAUGUUAUCAAAAGUUCUUAUAACGCUUUUUGACUAUCUCUUUUAUAUACGAAGAUUGGAUUGAGGCGAAAGGCGUUUGUGGUUUUGCACCGUGAACAGUACAUUCAAUAAAAGCAGCUUAGCUUGGCUUUCCACUUAGCUUGAUAAUGGGUUGAAGCACUUUUGAGUUACUCCGAGUUAUUCCACAAUGACUACAAAAUCCUGCGGUUGUAUGCCCUGCGUAUUUUUUUAUGAUUUACUCAGCUCGUGGUUGCACACAGACGAAAUGUUCAGCAAAACUUCAACCUUACACUUAUCGGCUUGUGCCAUUAUUCAUCUGAAUUGCGAUAUACAUUCCUGCAAAAGCCAGAAAAGCCAAUACUCUUUACCGUGACACUCUGAACAAGAGAUCAUCAGUCUACUCGCGUCUAUUUCAUGUAUAUUAUUAUUUUAAAUGAUUCAAUUAUCCUUGAGCUUUAAGGAGAAUAUAUACAUUGCUCUACUAUAACCUCGUGAAAUAGAUUAGCAAGCUAUAAGACUGAUGUAGUGUGUCUUCUUACGGUCAAACCGACGGAUAAAGAAACAAAAAGAAAGAAAUAAUCCAUUAUAAAGUUUUUGUUUCUUUAUAUUAUGAAUCUUUUCCGGGAUGCUUCUACUCACUCCGUCUAGCGCUUCCACGGAUACAUGCACGUCGAAAAGUUAUUUUGGAUAUACGUUUUCUUAAUGCUUACAGAUUUUUGUGCUUACUUGUGAAGCUGUAUAUGAAUUAUUUAUCUGAAAACUACAUCUCCGGUGCCAGAAAGUUUGACUGAAAGCAUUUCUGGAUGAUGGCGUCCACCGGCAUUCUGCUGCGCCGGUAGUCUGCGCAGUGAAGUUCCUCAUGUUUUAUAUACGUGAAGAUGAUUAUGCAUUAAGGAAAACCUUUCUAAUGAAAAUUUCUUUUUUUAAUCGUUGUUAAGAUUGCAUAAGUCGUUUCCUGAUCAAUUAGAGUUAUAAUCUUGGACUUCGUGAUUAGCAUUGUGAAGAAAAGAGCUUUAGUGAUUCGGGCUUACUAUUUGCUUACUUUUCUUUUAAAGUUGAAAAUAAUUAUUUGUUAAUUAAGUGAAAACUUCUUUCGGAGCUUUGGAGGCACUAAUGAUGGAUAUAUCCUUGCCGGUUAGAUCAACCCCCGAAACUUUUAGUGAAGUCUCAGAUCUGGAGGUUGGUAUUCGUACUUCUACUGAUAAUGAUCAUAGUUUAGACAAGAAGAAGGAUUAUGUUAUUACCAACAUUGCAGAGUUUGCUUCCACGAGUCAUCCUGCUCAUCCAAGAAACUGGCCUUGGUGGAAGCGGUGGCUGAUUAUGAUGGUAUAUUGUGCUUUGCAGAUAUAUGUUAUAUGGACUAGUAAUGCCUAUGGAAGUAUAUCUACUUCUGUUCAAGAUUAUUUUCAUGUUUCCGCACAAGUGUCUACUUUAAAUCUUAGCAUGAACAUCUUGGGCAGUGGAUUAGGCCCAAUGUUUCUGGGUCCUUUGUCUGAUAUUAAUGGUAGAAAACCUGUUUAUUUUUGUUCGAUUUUUCUGUAUGUUAUAUUCAAUAUUUCUUGUGCGCUUCCAAAAAAUGUUGUUCAAAUGGUUAUUUCCCACUUCAUUACAGGUCUGACUGGAAGUACAGCCUUGACUAACGUUGCCGGUGGGAUCCCAGAUAUAUUUUCUGAAAAUAAAUCAGGUAUGCCCAUGUCUCUAUUUGUUUGGGCCUGUGCGGGUGGUGGUAUUGGUGCUCCAAUUGGUACGGGAGUUGAUUCAAAUCCUAAAUUUGGCUGGCGCUGGCUGUACUAUAUCAACAUCAUUGUUGGUGGUUUUUUUUUGGUUUUAAUCCUUCUUAUUCCAGAAACUUUACCUAUGAAGGUUAUAUCUAGAUACGAAUUAGCCGAAGGCCGAAUUAUCGAAGCUCUUCCCAAGGUUAAGACAAGUGAAGUUUUUCAAAAAAUGAAAUUUAUCAGUACUAUGGGGUUUCGAAUGAUGUUUACAGAACCCAUAAUCAUUACUAUGGGUCUUUACAACUUCUAUGCUUAUGGUAUAAGUUAUUUCUUUCUUGCAGCUAUUUGGCCUGUUUUUAAUUUGAAUUACAAAAUGUCUUCAAUGAGUGCCAGCUGUACAUAUCUUGCUGGUUUCGUGGCUUAUUCCCUUUUGUUUUGUUAUCAACCUAUCCAAGACCGGAUUUUUCGAAGAAGCAAAAAAGGUAACAAUGGAGUCGUCGUUCCUGAGGCUCGUUUUACGAGUGCUUUAGGCUUUACGUUGCUGUUUCCAGCUGGUAUGUUUUUGUUUGCUUUCACUUGUAAUCCUCCCUUUCAUUGGAUGGUCCCGAUUGUAGGUCUUGCCAUGUCCAGUAUAGCCAAUUCACAUAAUUGGUCGUCUAUCUUAAAUUAUUUAACUGAUUGCUAUCCUAUGAUUUCAGCAUCUGCAGUAGCUGCUUUUACCCUUCCUUCGUUUGUUGGUGCUGCUAUAUUCGCCCAUGUUAGUAUUAUAAUGUUUGAUAAAAUGUCUACAAAGUGGGCUGUUGCUACUAUGGCUUUCAUAAGCAUUUCUAUUCCUUUUAUAAUUUAUUCUUUCUACUUUUUUGGUGAAAAAAUUCGCGUUCGCAGUGCCUUGACGGGAACAAAAGCCAUUAAAUAUUUGCCAAUUUCUGAUUGAGCAAAGGCUAUUUUUAAUAAAAUUUUUUCGGCUUUUUUCAUGGCCUAUAUUACUUCUUUCUAAUUUUAAUAAUUUAAUAUUUAAAUACCCUCUACGAUGGUAAUUUACAUUACUAUAUGAGAGAUGUAAACUUGGAAUGCAGUAUUACUACAAUUACGAAUUUCAAUAAUCUGCUUGAAAUAUGUGUUCGAAUUUUUACUUGGGAUACGAUAGCAUUUCCAGAAAAUCGUUUAUUAUUACGCCUGUUUGGCCAAACACAUCAAUCAAGUGAUUAUUACUUUACACAGUCGGCUCUAAUUAUUCGAAAAUUUUACUUUUUGUUAAAGAAUAAUAGUAAUUAGUUCUUCCAUUAUUGUAUCUCUCAUAGUAUUUUGUUUAGUUUGCACUCGUUCUUUUG